GCGCGCGUGCAGGCUGGCGCUUCCGGCCCCGGCCGAGGUGCGGGUCGCCCCAAGAGGUGUGUUGUCGUGGCGCGAGGGAUCCUGGGGCUGCUCCAGCCACGCGCCGCUGCCGUCUCCUGGGAUGGUGUGGGUUACCUGGGAGAUCCUGUGCCUUCAAACCCUACGAGUCCAUACUUUAAAACAAAAUGAAGAAAUUAAGGCUUAAGGAACUAGAGAGUCGCCUGCAACAAGUGGAUGGAUUCGAAAAGCCCAAGCUACUUCUAGAACAGUAUCCUACCAGGCCGCACAUUGCAGCUUGUAUGCUCUAUACAAUCCAUAACACGUAUGAUGACAUUGAAAAUAAAGUCGUUGCAGAUCUAGGAUGUGGUUGUGGAGUACUUAGCAUUGGAACUGCAAUGUUAGGAGCAGGGUUGUGUGUUGGAUUUGACAUAGAUGAAGAUGCAUUGGAAAUAUUUAAUAGGAAUGUGGAAGAGUUUGAGUUAACAAAUAUUGACAUGGUUCAAUGUGAUGUGUGCUUAUUAUCUGACAGAAUGUCCAAGUCAUUCGAUACAGUGAUUAUGAAUCCUCCCUUUGGGACCAAAAAUAAUAAAGGGACAGAUAUGGCUUUUCUAAAGACUGCUUUGGAAAUGGCAAGAACAGCAGUAUAUUCCUUACACAAAUCCUCAACUAGAGAACAUGUUCAAAAGAAAGCUGCAGAAUGGAAAAUCAAGAUAGACAUUAUAGCAGAGCUUCGAUAUGACCUGCCAGCAUCAUACAAGUUUCAUAAAAAGAAAUCAGUGGACAUUGAAGUGGACCUAAUUCGGUUUUCCUUUUAAAAGCCCCCGCAAACAAAAGUAGUUUAAAACCUAUUUAAAAUGAAUAAAAAAUUGGUUUACUAAA
This is a messenger RNA of Chlorocebus sabaeus (green monkey), 879 nucleotides long. RefSeq names its product methyltransferase 5, N6-adenosine (gene METTL5). Gene Ontology annotation, molecular function: rRNA (adenine-N6-)-methyltransferase activity; nucleic acid binding. The record is from RefSeq and is a predicted model, not a curated record. NCBI's taxonomy places the organism in Eukaryota, Metazoa, Chordata, Mammalia, Primates, Cercopithecidae. Gene Ontology annotation, biological process: rRNA methylation.